Molecule: messenger RNA, 1450 nt
Organism: Cutaneotrichosporon oleaginosum
Lineage: Eukaryota; Fungi; Basidiomycota; Tremellomycetes; Trichosporonales; Trichosporonaceae
Cellular component (GO): nucleus
Molecular function (GO): RNA binding
Source: RefSeq, a predicted model, not a curated record
CCUCCAUCCACUGCCGCUCGCCCCAUCCACCCCUUCUCAUCCGCCAGCGCAAUUACGCGGACAAACUAGAGCGAAACUAUUCGCUACUGACCAGCCCAUCCCCCAAGAUCGGCCAUCAUGUCCGAGCAGGCUCCUGCCGACCCCCCGCGUGAGCGCAAGUCUCGAUGGGACGCGCCCGCUCCUGGCGCCGAAGCCGCCCCGGCGAACGCACCACCCGCCGCCCCACCUGUUACAGCAGAGCAGGCGCAGGACGCAGCGACGAAGGCGGCCGAGAUUGCCGCCAAGAUUGCGGCCUCGUUGCGUCCUACCGGCUCAUCUGGGCAAGAGCUGGUGGCGCGCGCCAAGAAGCCGGAGGGCGAGUUUGUCAAGGACAUUGAGGUUAAUGACCUGCGCAACCGUUACGUCCUUACCAAGGCAGCGACCCAGAAGCAGAUCGAAGAUGAAACUGGAGCAUCCAUCGAGACCAAGGGCGUGUGGGUUCCAGACCGCACCCGCAUGCCACCAGGAGAGAUGCCGCUAUACCUGCACAUUACCGCCAAGUCGCAAAUUGUCCUUGACGCCGCCGUCAAGGAGGUGAUGAAGCUGGUGGACCAGGAGCUUGGCCCCCUCAUUGAAGAGCGUACGCUGAUUGCGCGUGCGCGUGCGCGUGGUGAGGUGCUCCCUCCUGGCAUCGGGCAGAGGCCAAAGUGGCCCGAGGAGAAGCUCUUCAUUGGUCUCGAGCCGCUGCGCAACUUUAACGUUCGCGCAAAGGUUGUCGGCCCAGGCGGUAUGUUCGUCAAGCACAUCCAGGCGGAGACAGGUGCGCGUGUGCAGAUCAAGGGGCGCGGCUCGGGGUUCCUCGAGAACGAGACUGGACGUGAGGGCGAUGACGAGAUGCACAUCAGCAUCGUUGCACCAACAGACGACCAGAUCCAGCGUGCUAAGACGCUCGCCGAGGAUCUCCUGAUGAUCCUGCGCAUUGAGUACGACAAGGCGCGCAACGGCGGCGGCCGUGGCGACUACGGUGGCGAGCCAUACCCAGUCAUGGGCGGAAAUGUGUCUGCGGCCCAGCAGGGUACGGGUUACUCGGAGCAGACCUACGAGCAGGGUGGUGCCUCGUCUGGUGCACCCGCCGGCUCGAGUGAGGAGCAGUGGCAGCAGUACCUCGCGUACUACGCCAGCAUGGGGUACGAUGUCAACGACCCGCAGUUCCAGCAGUGGAUGCGCGAGCAGCAGGCGCAGGCGGGUGGCGCUCCGGCGUCCUAGUUGUAGCAUAGUCGUUUGCAUGAGAUAUAUAGAUGUGCAGCGCCCACCGAGGCGGCCAAGCAGAGAGAGUGCUAGGCCAUGGCACGCAGAGCGUGUCGAUGGACGGCGCGACAAAGUCCUCAUUAUAGCACCCGUUUUCCUUCACUAAUUCCUGGAGAGAGCAGGAAGCAGUGUACACACGUGAUGCAAGUUGGUAGUAAGUUGA